GAUGGAGAAGAAGAUCGCCGAAGAAGAAGCCCACCAAAGGAAACUGGAAGAGAUGCGGACAGAGAUGGAAGAGAGGCUGCAGCGAUUGAAGCUGAAGCGGAUUAAAGAGUCGACGGAUGGAGAAAAGAAGCAAGAGGAAGUGGUGAACAAUGUUGAAUCGGGAAACUCGAAGAAGAAAACGCAAAAGUCGAUGAAGCCGGAGAAAGUGAAGCCAGGAGAAGAGCUCGAGAAGAAAAAGUCGAGGAAAACGAAGCCUGGAGAAGUGGAACCGGUUGCUGAGAGUACGCGUGAUUCUAGAGGAGCCUAUCGUAAGCAUUCGACGCCGAAAGUUGCUCGAAAGCUCUCCGAGAAGUCGGCUAGGGGUCCACCGAGUCUGCCGGAAAGUUUCUUGAUCGGGCGGAAUGGAGAUUCGACGCCGUUCGGGCAUCCAGGGGUUCCCAAGUCGGUCCAAAAAAGGCGCAGUGAGACGAUGCGGAAAAUAGUAGAGCAAGAGUCGGAAGAUGCAACAACUUACGAUGAAGAAGAGGAAAAGUCGUCCGAGGAA
Molecule: messenger RNA, 544 nt
Organism: Aedes aegypti (yellow fever mosquito)
Lineage: Eukaryota; Metazoa; Arthropoda; Insecta; Diptera; Culicidae
Exons: 1
Source: RefSeq, a predicted model, not a curated record